This is a messenger RNA of Epinephelus lanceolatus (giant grouper), 5851 nucleotides long. It is a transcript of the gene cbfb, whose product is annotated as core-binding factor subunit beta. The record is from RefSeq and is a predicted model, not a curated record. Gene Ontology annotation, cellular component: nucleus; core-binding factor complex. Gene Ontology annotation, molecular function: sequence-specific DNA binding; transcription coactivator activity. Gene Ontology annotation, biological process: regulation of transcription by RNA polymerase II. NCBI's taxonomy places the organism in Eukaryota, Metazoa, Chordata, Actinopteri, Perciformes, Serranidae.
UGAGACCAGACGCUCGUCAAGAGGGAGAGAGAGGGAGGGAGGGAGAGAGGGAGAGACACACGGUCAAAUUGAGCUUUAUCUAUCGCGGUGGGUCACCCAGUAAGAGCCAUUUGGAGCCAGAGGCGACCCGUAGCGCGCAGGAGCCGCAGUCAAGAGGCAGAUCAUCAGCAGUCUGAAUCACAGAGGCCAGCAGUCAGAGAGCACAUUGCUCCACACACACACACACAUACACACACACACACACACACACACAGAAAAACACACAGACACGGAAGAGAAGUGAGAGAAAGAGAGGCAGAGUGAGGGACGGACGGUGAGACGAGCAGUUGAAGUUUGACGGUGCGGGAUAAUAAAAGGCGGAGGAGAGGCUCACACAGUCAAAGUCCAGAGGCCGGAAAGUGUUGGAGAAGAUGCCGCGGGUAGUCCCGGACCAGAGGAGCAAGUUUGAGAAUGAGGAGUUUUUCCGCAAGUUGAGCAGGGAGUGUGAGAUUAAAUACACUGGGUUCAGGGACCGACCCCAUGAGGAGAGACAAGCUCGCUUCCAGAACGCCUGCAGGGACGGACGGUCAGAAAUAGCUUUUGUAGCUACAGGCACCAACCUAUCUCUCCAGUUCUUUCCAGCCAAUCAGCACGGUGAUCAGAGGCAAGUUCCUACAAGGGAGUAUGUCGACUUCGAAAGAGAGACAGGAAAGGUCUAUUUAAAGGCUCCUAUGAUCUUGAAUGGGGUGUGUGUGAUCUGGAGAGGAUGGAUUGACCUACAGAGGCUGGAUGGGAUGGGAUACCUUGAGUACGAUGAGGAGAGGGCGCAGCAAGAAGAUGCUUUGGCCCAGGCAGCGUUUGAAGAAGCUCGACGCAGAACCAGAGACUUUGAAGAAAGAGACCGAUCACACAGAGAGGAUCUAGAGGACCCUGUGGUUUCUAAAAUCUGGGACUGAUGACACACAGACAGACAGCCAGCAGAACAGAACAGGUCCAGACGACAGCAGGACCCCAGCCCUGGCUCAAACAUGGCCAACGCUGACGUGGAACACAAGAUGCGCUGAGGAGGAGGAGGAGAAGGAGAAGGAGAAGCAGGAAGUAGUGAAAGGGCGAAGAGGAAAAAAACAGGGCUGGCUGUCCGUUCCCUUUCAAUACAAUCAACUGAAAAAAUUUGUCAACUAAAAUUGCAAUUGUUGACCAAUUGUUCACUAUGAUUACCUAACAGGUUUGAUAUCAUUGUUUUCACAUGCCAAACAUUUUUUAAAUGUAGAAGAAAAUAAGCCUCCUGAAUUGAUUGAAUUGAAAGUGAAGCAAGCCCUAACAUAGAAGGAUUAACAGGAAUAAAGACACAACAGACCUGGGCAAAAAGUAGCUGAAUAAAGGAAGGAACUCAAACAGUUGAAUUAGCAUUACAAUGCAAAUGUGACACAUCCAAAACUGAAGUUGUUUGUUAAGUGUUUCACAAAAAAAUUUCUAUAUUUUUUGUCCAGGUCUAAAAUGAUUUGAUGGAUCAAGUACCAAAAGUAUAUUUUCUAUUAAAGCAAGAUGGUGAAAUUAGAGGGAGAGAGGCUGUAAGGGGGCAUGGAGGCCAUUAGUGAGGGGAGAGGGAGCAGAGAAAAGAGAGAUUUGUUUGGCUCAGGGUCACGGUCGGGGCUUAUCGGUAAGGAUUACCAGUAGAGCAUGCAUCAAAUGUGAGGUGUUGACAGUUUGUUAAAAAAACAAAGAGAGAGAGGAAAAUAUCUUUGCAUUGUUCAGUGUUGUGCAACACUUCACAUUUGUGAACAUGCCCUUGUUAACUCCAUCUAUACCUAGCUCACUUCCUGAAACCUGCUGUUUUCUUAGACCAAAGUUCACUUUGCUGGAAAUGGAGGGAGGGGGGAGGGAGAGGGGGAAGGAUGGGGUAAAAGACUGGGAAACUGAGUCGCGUUUUAAAAGUGGGCAGGUGGGAGGAGAGCAUCCAGAGAGAAUUAUGCCAGGUUGAAUGGUUAAGCAGUGUUUGCUGUACUAUUAUAUUCAAGAUCAUUUAAAGGUCUAGUGUGGAUCUAGUGGCAUCUAGCGGUGAUGUUACAGAACUAACACUUCACCCGUGUGCCAAGCAUGUAGGAGAACUCCGGUGGCCGGCAGGAAAAUGCAAAAACAUGAAUGGCCCAAUCGAGAACCAGUGUUUGGUUUGUUCAUUCUGGGCUACUUUAGAACAACAAGGCGGACUCCCUGGGAGAGGACUCGCUCUGUAUGUAGAUAUAAACAGCUCAUUCAAAGGUACCAAAAACACAGUGAUUCUUAUUGUCAGGUGAUUAUAAACUAAUGAAAACAUACUUAUUAAUAUGAUAUACCAUUUCUGCCAAUAGAUGCCCCUAAACCCUACAAACUGGACCUGUAAAACAUAACUAUUGUGAGAUGCCCAUGACUAAAUAACGGUUUAUGUAGCAACAACCUCGAGGCAGGACAGCUAACAGAGCAAAUGGCUACAAACUCUGCUAUCAACCCAGUUGGCAGAAUAAAUGUUGGCACUGUGCGUUUAUGCAAACCACUGAUUUUUUACAUUUGUAUGUUUCAGAUGCAGCAGAUAUGUUUAAACUUUACAUUUCUUUACAUUUAAAUUUUCAGUUUUAUGUUGUGGCAUCAUCGUGGUUUAUGUGUAGUUAGGUACAAGGUUUUAGGUCAGGAAAACAUAAUGUUGGGUUCAAAUACCUGCUUUUGUCACUCUGGACAGAUCCCAAACUCUUGCUUAAAAAGACCCGUGUUGGUCUUGAACUGUGGUCUGCUGCUUGGCAGCUGUCUCGCCCAGGUGUCACACCAUCCACUAUCCCCUCCUUCUUCUAAUGAGAAACUCGGAUCAUAUGCAGUCUAAAUGUUGGAUGUAUAAAAUGUACAAAUGUAAUAUAUCUGUGGUUUGCAGAAAUCUACAGUGCAACCAGUAUAUUAUGGUGGCUGGGCUGCUGCUAUCUUUGGCUCUGGAAACAAUCAGAAAAUGAUAGGGUGUUUCUGUCGGGUGGAAAAGGCGGGUGGGGUGGGGUGGGGGGGCAAUCCAAAUGUUCUUUGUCUUCUGAGGGUUUUGCACUAUGUGAUACAAUCAGACUUGCUCUCCACAUGGAUUUUCUUCAUAUGCAUGAAACCAAACACAGGCCUACCUAUGUUCUUUAUUGUUCCCUAUGCAGCCUAUUUAUCAUGAAAGCACUCUCUUUACAGCGCUUUGAUGAGGAAUAACUGGGUGAUUCAGGUCUAAGUCAUUGUGAAGCCAAAUGUUGGUGGUCUCUUGCCAUAGACCCAAACAGUAGCAUGCUCAACUAGGUACAAAAGCAUCCUUUUUUUUAACCUAACCAGGAGGUGUCACCCAAGUGGACUUGUGACGUGGUGUGACUGUCAGGCAAAAAUAAACUCCAACCUUUUGCAUGAAGGUGGAGACCCUUAAUUUCAACCCCUUUCUUUUAAAAUUAAGUGUAUUUUUCAGUGCCACAGAGUCGUCAUAACUUAACAUCACUGUCUAGUGAAAACCACGUACCUCCAAAUUUUGUAAUUUUGAAUUUUUCAGCAAAACUGAAUGAUUUAAGAGUUCCUUUAUAGGUUGAGUAACAUUUCUUACUCUGUAUGCUAAAUGAAUUGUUAAAAAAGCCACUGGGUUUUCUGACAGUGCUUCGUCACAAAGCUGAAAACAGGGCUUUUUUCUUAGCUCAUGAAAAGUUGACAUUCAGGAGAUAUGUGGUUUUUACCAAAGACGACAGAGAUGUUAGGCAGCAUACUGUAACAUGCUACUGUUCAAGUGGAUGUCAAAGACACAAGCUCACAACCUCUUCAAAAACACAUCAGUUGCAUAUGUAAUAUAUUACUUCUGUUACUUCUACCGUUAAAAAAAAGCGAAUCCAGUGUAAUUAAUAUCCACCUGUUGAUCGAUCAAUCGCCCAGAUAUCCCUCAUCAUUAAAGGACUUUCAAAGCCUAAAUGCAGUCAAAAUACUAUUCCCUGUCCUGUUACAGCACUAGUGUAAUGAAAUGGUAUGUUUUGUUAUUGUAUUGUUUUGUUUGUGUGAAAGUCAUGAUGUUUACUUUUUAUAUUACUUCUCACCUCUGUAUAUGUAUUCAUUUGUGUUCAUCUUUCAGCUUUGUUAUGAGCUAGUAGUAGCAGCGCUAGGCUAUUUUAUGUCAAGUUAAGUUGGAAAUUGCAAAACGUCUCCAGAAAUUUGGGAGUUUUGAGGACUUUUGUUGCUUUAGUUCUGCAUUGUUUCAUGUGUUCCUUUUUAUUGUUAUUUUUAUUGGGGUUUUUUUUUUUUUUGGUAAGUAAAUCCACUUCCUGGGUUAAAUACAUUGAAUGUGGAUCGACUCAAGCCCUUUUAUUUUUUUAUAUUGUGCAACUAGAAGCUCAUUUCAUUUUCCAGUGUGUUUUACCUUUAGUGCACUCAACGGUUUUAUUAUACUUGUUCAAAGCAAAAGAAAAAAAACCCUCUUUGUUAAUUAAUGCUUUUUUCUCAGUCUGACAUAUUAAGAAUUUUGAUGAGUUUACAUGAGCUAAGAAAACUGGUCAUUUUGAUAGCCAUGUGUUUGUAACAUUUUACAAGAAGUUUUACAGUAAAGAAACAUUUUUGCUCAAAAUAAUAGUUGAAAUUUAAAUGAAAAAAGUUAUUGAAGACUUCCUACAGCGUCAUUAACAAAAAGCAAACCAAGUCAUCAAGCUCAUGGUACAACAAAGACAAUGCAGGAUUUUUAUCCUGAUGUUUGGGUAUUUGGGAGGACUUAAUUCAGAUAAGGUCAGAGAAUUACUUUCUCAUGGGAGACUGGGGAGAACAGCUUAAAUGUUUUAAUUUUUCUCAGUGUACUGAUCAUGCAAAGUCAGCUGGCCUCGUGAGCCAGUGCUUAAUUAGUUGAAGAAUGUGGCAAACAUACUCUUUACCUAAGGACACUUUGGUGUGAUAAGUGGUGUGUUUUUUGGGACUUGGCUGAGUUGGAUAUUGUUAUGUGAGAGAGUCCAGCAGAUGAGAUGCAGUAGUGGAGUCGCAUUAAAGACUCUGAAUGAGGGGUUGAGGCGGAUGGAGGGACAGAGAGAGGCAUUAGAACAUGUGGGAGCAUAGUGGCUGUUAUAUCUUUGAGUCUGACAGUGUAGAGGGUGGUGGAACCAGUGGGAACUGAUAGAGCACUGGGUGUCAACCAGUACAAUAAGAGGUUAGAUGGGUGGACGGUCAGAGGCAGAAGUACGGUUUGAGAUGGGCACCCCCAGGCUCAUUGUAUGCUUUUGGAAACCUCUAAGUCGUGAAUUUAUUGGUUAUGUCUGUACUACAGCUAGAUGAUGUCCAAUCAAGCUGUGUCCCUGAUAAAUCUUAGAAAUAACAUCACCCUUGGGAGUUCUCAUAAAAUCUGCCAUGUCUGCAGUUCAGCUAUAUCCUUAUGGAUUCCAACAGUGUGCUCAGGUUAAGAAACAUUAGUGAGGGAGUGAUUGUAAAAGUGUCUAGGUUGUAGGUAGAAAGUGACCGCCCUGUCCUCACUACUCACUCCACCAACCCAAUGUAUCAUUAAACCAUUAUUUAGAUGGUUACCCAUGUAAAAACCUUGGUUGAUACUCCAUCUCUCAAUUUUCUUAAUGCAGGCAUUAAGGCAAAAAAGAAAUCACAAACAUUGUCUUUCUUUCUUUCGUUUUUUUUUAAACUGUUUAUCUUCUUAUUUGUUUAAGUUAUUUAUACUUUGGUUUUAUUUAGAGAUCCAAAGAAGAACUCUGUGAUAUUUAGUGGCUUGUACACACUCUCCAAGUUUCUCCUUCCUGUGUGUGUGGUCUGUCUUUCCCUCUGUUUUAGGGUUGAGCUUGUCCUCUCGGAGGAAUCUGAAAUAUGAGAUAUUCAAUUCAAAAUGUUGGAUGUUUUUCAUAAUAAACAUGUAUGAAUUCUUGCA